UGACUUUAUUACUAUCCAAAUACAUUUGUAAAUAAUGGACGAAUACCAGAAUCAGUUAUUCGCAGCUUCGCUUGCCGAAGACCCGAGAUUGCCUUAUGCUAUUAAUGUUAAAAAUGCAGCUCUGUUAUACGAGGUAUUUCAACGUGUUGGUGCGUUGGAUAUUCACUUCGGUCUUCAACAAGAUGUAAAUUAUUUUGAUUAUCCACUUUCCCAUCGUACACAUUCAGUGAAUAAAUCGGAUAAAGGAGGUCUAAAUGUUGAAUUAAGCAACCGCUAUAGUUCAUUAAAUAGCAAAUACCGUGGUGGUACUGUAAUUGAAGAGCCAGUGACCAAGAUAUUCUCGGUGGAUGAAAAGUUUAGAUCGAGACUUUUAGAUCGUGAGAAGUUAAUGUGUGGACCAAGUAGUGAGAGGCACAGUAAUGUUGUUGAACAGGAUAUUACCAAUGCAGAUGCUGGAGAUGAUGAUAUAAAUGAAGCGGACACUGUGGAUCAUCAUGUCGAGACAGUUACUGAAAAAGAACAAUUACUUAAUACGGUUGAAUGCAAAUCAAUAGAGAUAAAUAAACAGUUUUCCAACGGGAAAAGCGUAAGGUUUCCUUCUGUGGAAACAAAUGUGUCAGAGGCCAGUGUACAUUCGCCCAAUGCUCCUACUGUUAAGGAAUAUAAUUCACCUAGACAUACAACGAAACUAGAGGAAAGUCAAAUAAGCGUUAUCGACUCACCAGGAAACUCACUACCUGAAAAGAGCGACGAGUUAAUGUACGCGGAAUCAUUGCGCAUUAGUAAGUUAAACUGGGGAGGGCAUCAACCAACCGAAUCCUGGGAUGUACAACAGGGAACUGAUUGUCAAUUGAUGAAGCAAUGUGAGGACGUUACAAAGAACUGUUUACUCAGGGAAAAUGUUCCAACAAAACGUUUAAGGUUCGCCGUCUGGUUUGAAAGAUGGCUAUUACCAAAUAUUAAAGCAUCGGCAACCAUAUUGCGUGAUACAUUUCUUCAAUGUAGCGGUGGUGUUGAACAAUAUUUCACACCACUCAAAUUGGUUCGACCUAACAAAAAAUUUAAUCAAGUUUUCCUAUCCAGCCUGGAAUAUGCUAUUUUAAAAGAUGAUCUUACUAGAAGCUAUUUUUAUAUAACAGACGAUCACAAGGAACAUAUGAUGUUGCGUGAAUUAGAUGAUUUCCGAAGAUUUAACAUGAGGAAACGGAUAACAUUCGACGAGUUCUGCCGUCAUUUUCAUCCUUAUAUAUCUAGGAAUCCUGAAGACUAUAUGCGUAACAAAGACGUUGACACAGCUGACGAGGCCUUACAACGAAGAGCGUUGCAAAUAAUAUUGCAAAAGAAUCUUUAUGGUCUAUCGAUCGAAAAACCAAAUGAGUUCUUCAACAAGCAGUGUAUUUUAAAGCCAUUCCAAAUUCUUGAGCCUAUCCCCAAGAAAUGAUAAUGACUAGAUGUAUU
Babesia bovis T2Bo is the source of this 1458-nucleotide messenger RNA. RefSeq lists its product as uncharacterized. The record is from RefSeq and is a predicted model, not a curated record. The transcript is spliced from 2 exons. Lineage: Eukaryota; Apicomplexa; Aconoidasida; Piroplasmida; Babesiidae. The coding region runs from base 35 to 1441 and encodes 468 amino acids.